UUGACCUGCACCCUCUUCAGACUAUUUGGUGUUUUCUCUGUCAUCCCCGUAACACACACACACAAAAUUCUUUUAUAGGGUAUGGUAAUGGAUCAAUCUCUAAGCUGGGCCAUAGUAUCAAGUGUGCUUACAUGGACAACAUUGUACAAUAUCAUCUGUCUAAUGAACCCACAACGCAGUUAUGAGUGGAAUUGCCGUAUCCUUACAUUGAUUCAUGCUAUCGUGAUUGUAACCAUGUCUGCAUGUUUUGGAUUUAUUUAUAAUCCAUGGUUACACGAUUUCUUUAUUCAUUUAUUUACAGGACCAGGUGGAAAGUCCAACGUGUAUGAGAACUUGACAAUGGUGGUGUGUGUUGGAUACUUCAUGUUUGACCUUUGUUGGUGUUUAUACUUCUUUGACAAUGACACCUUGUUUAUGUUACUGCAUCAUUGCAUUACAAUUAUUGGCAUUCUUGGAUCACUGUAUAUGCAAAGAUCAGGAACAGAAGUAAAUGCAUCAAUAUUUGGCAGCGAACUCUCCAACCCGAUGCUACAGAUUCGAUGGUUCAUGCGUGAAACAGGUCGAAAGUACUCAAUCUUGUAUGAAAUAAAUGACAUUUUGUUUAUGUUUACAUUCCUGUUCAGUAGGAUGGUAGUGGGUCUGUAUUUCAUGUAUUGUGAAUGGAUGCACCCAACCCCUCUCCUUUUCUUCAAGAUAGGUUCUUUAGGUUUAUGGUUAGUAAGCUUUGUCUUCGCAAUUCAAAUUACAAGGUUUGCUGUGUAUAAAUACUCAAAGAUGUAUCAUUCAUGGAAAAAUAGAACUCGAGUUGCUGAUAAACUUAGGUCAUUGGGGUCAGAGGUAGAGUAUGUAGAUGAACAAGGCAGCAAUUGUAGCCAUUUGACAAAUGGAAAUGCAAGGGAUUAUGGGAAUGUUCUGUCAUCUCAUAUAACAUGUAAUGGGAAUGUGUAAAGCUUUAAUUAGGAAUUAAUUAUUAUAAUAAGUGAUAUAAAAUGCUAACUAACCCUUUGUAGGUCAGUUAGCAUGAUUAUGUGCUUCCACCAAAUCAUAAAUAAAACAUCAAUGGGAAAAUAUGUUCUGCAGCUGCCAAAAGAAUCAUUGAACAAUUGUGAGAUCGUUAGGCAAGAGAUACAAAUAAUCGCUGAAACUUUUCCUCGCACUCUACCCUGGGUAUAAAUCUGGCUUGUUGUGUAAUAGAUAGGGAAUUCUUGGACUACUAAUAGUAACACCUGACAACCCCACCCCCAACACAUCGAAACCUAUACCUAUAUAUAUAUGUAUAUAUAUAUACAUAUAUAUAUACAUAUAUAUAUAUAUUUAUAUAUAUAUAUAUAUAUA
Molecule: messenger RNA, 1335 nt
Organism: Anneissia japonica
Lineage: Eukaryota; Metazoa; Echinodermata; Crinoidea; Comatulida; Comatulidae
Product: TLC domain-containing protein 5-like
Exons: 3
Coding region: 82-948 (288 amino acids)
Cellular component (GO): membrane
Source: RefSeq, a predicted model, not a curated record